Condylura cristata (star-nosed mole) is the source of this 2808-nucleotide messenger RNA. RefSeq names its product chromosome unknown open reading frame, human C5orf28 (gene TMEM267). The record is from RefSeq and is a predicted model, not a curated record. Lineage: Eukaryota; Metazoa; Chordata; Mammalia; Eulipotyphla; Talpidae. The transcript is spliced from 4 exons. Bases 660 to 1310 code for a protein of 216 amino acids.
CACCAGGGAGGGCCCUAGUGAAUUUAUUUAUACAGCACACAAAAAGCAGAGUUUUAAAUUGCACUCAGGUUUUUGGAGAUAUUUGUGAAUAGGGCAGAGUGGAAAGCACAGGUGACAUUUACACUGGAAACUUGUUUUAAUUUUGGCAGAAAUAAUGUCUUAAGAAAUUAUUAUUAAACACUGCACAAUAGUAUAUAAUCGAAAUCCCCAUGUGUUUGUGGAGCUAUGGAAAGGAAAGAUUCCUACUGUGGGUUUUUUUGCAUGCCCUUCAGUGGUAGCAUUUUACUAUUAGGGGAUGGGAUGUGACAGAGAGAAAAGGGAUAGAUAUUUACCAUCUGAGUAACUGGCUUAUGCAAAGAAGUCAUUAGAAAUAACAUCUUUAGUUCAUAGACUGAGGAUUACUUCUUGUACUAGUUUAAUGAAAUACUUAUUGAACACCUUGAGCACUUCAGGAUUUAUGUACAUAAGGUUUGCAAGAAAAUUGUAGUUAUGCUGAAGGAGCCCACUCUCAAGGUUCACUGUUUAGAGGCAACAGAAAGAAAAAGGAAUUGACUGGCAAGCUGCUGGGAUAGCUUCUAGAAGUGAAGGGGUGACUGGGAAUGUAAACAAGUAUAUGCUCCUGUUCUUGAUGGGUUUUAGCAUAUACUGAUAUAUCGCUUAUGAUGGAAUCUGAAACUGAGAAGACCCGCGCCUUACUCCAGUCUUGCAGCACGGAAUCGCUUAUUUCCAGCCUCGGUCUGGGGGUAUUUUGCGUAGUCGCUGACAGACUUCUGCAGUUUUCCAUAAUUCAGCAGAACGACUGGCUCCGCGCCCUCUCAGACAACGCAGUGCAUUGUGUCAUUGGCAUGUGGUCAUGGGCUGUCGUCAUUGGCAUCCGGAAGAAGACUGAUCUUGGAGAAGUCAUUCUGGCUGGCUUUCUAGCCUCUGUUAUUGAUGUAGACCACUUUUUUCUAGCUGGAUCCCUAUCUUUAAAGGCUGCUUUGACGCUUCCCCGAAGACCUUUCCUUCACUGUUCUACAGUGAUACCUGUCGUGGCUCUGAGCAUGAAGUUUACUAUGCACCUGUUCAAGCUCAAGGACUCAUGGUGCUUUCUCCCCUGGAUGUUAUUUAUAUCCUGGACCUCACACCAUAUCCGAGAUGGAGUUCGCCAUGGCUUGUGGAUCUGUCCCUUUGGAAAAACCUCCCCGUUGCCAUUCUGGCUUUAUGUGACCAUGACUUCUUCUUUACCUCACAUCUGUUCAUUUGUUAUGUAUUUAACAGGGACCAGACAAGUGAUGUCUUCAAAACAUGGAAUUCUUAUUGAUAUCUGAGGUAACAAUGUGACUGUCUUAGAGAAGCAAACGCUUCAGACAAUGAUAAUUAAGGGUAGCUGGUGCCCAAUUUAUUAAGAAAAAUAAUUAUGAUUCCUGAAUCCUUUUGCUUGGGAGGCAUGUACAAUUUUUAAGAACUGUGUUUGUUAUAACUCCACUCUGUUCUGUAAUGCUCUAGUGCAGUAUUAGGCCUUCACCUAUUCUGUGCUGUGUGUUUGUUGUUUAUCUGGCUUUACUAAUAACUGGAGAUUAAUAUCUAAUAAAGUGUUCUGAAAAUACACCUUUAAAGCAGCCCAUUUACUGAUUAAAAGCAACCAAAUUUUAAGGUGACUAGUUUGAGGAAAAUUAGCAUUAUGUUCAAAUCCACAUUUUCCUCAGACAUUGAAAUCGUGAAAAUGCCAAAAUAAAAGAGGUCUUGAGUAGGAGUUACAGUGAAUACUAGCAUGCUUUAGUGAUUACUGGCAGAAUCUGCUUCAGAGCAUUUGUGAAAAAUCAUAAUAUUCAUAAAAGACAGUAGCAUUAGAUCUAGGUUAUUGUCUUAUAGACUAUCAUUUUAGGAAAUAAUAGUGAUUUGUUAGCUACAGUAAUAUCUCACCGAAGUAUUUUUUUUUCCAGUAUCUUUGUCCUAGAGUAUCAAGUGUUAGUGUUUUAACAAUUAUAAAAUAUUGAUACUUGGCUCAUCAUAACUGUAGGUUUGAAUUCACAUAAAAAAGGCCUUACCAGUAGUGUCAUUUUAAAUGUGCCAUUAAAAUGGUUUUAAUUGUUGUUAGCUUGUUUGUACAUUAUCUUAAGAUAUUAUGUAAGCCAUAUAUAGAUACUUUUUAAUUUGCUUAGUACUUGGAAACAAAUUUUUUUUCAAAAUAGAAUGGCUUUUGGUUAUUUGCUUUUUCCUUUGUUCAGAUUGAUCUUCUGUUAAAAUGAGUAACCUUUAUUAGAGAAGCACUUAAUGACUGUAAACUUUACAUGUGUGCAGUUUAAUGUGACUUUGAUGUAAAAGUCAGUGGGCCAGAGGUAACUGCUUUUUGUUGUAGCAUCUGCUGCCCAUAUAUUUGUGAUUGGAAAUGCUAGUGAUGUGUGCCUUAUUCUGAGAAAUGAUAAAGCAAUGCCUUAUCCAAAAUCAGUUUUUCUUAUUUAUUAAGUUAAAUAGAAUUCUAUAAAUUAUUAUGAAGGUUCAAGCUCUUUAGUUUUUUUUGUUUGUUCUUAGCCAGUUGGUUGCAAUCUGUAAUCUGUUUUACAAUCUGUUAUUAUCUUCUGAGAGGAAUUAUUGCAUCAAUUCGGCUAGUAUAAGUACUAUAUUCUGGGGGUGAUUAGAGACAUUUAAAAAUACCUAAUUUCAGAAAUCCUUGGAAAUAAAUAUAUAUCUUGUGUAGUUGACUAAAUCAUAAAAUGCUACUUUUUCUUUCUCCAUAUUAAACAAAAGAAUUUUAUUAAAAAUAGACUGUCACACUGGCAUUUGGGGGGUUGUCUUAACUGUCUAUUAAAAUGGAAUUCACUUUGA